AAAAUUUCGAUUACUGGACUAGUAUCAGUUUAAGUUCAGAUAAUGUAAAUAUACACGAGAUAAAAUAAUUCAACAUUUGAUUUUGAUACAUCCUUGAUGAAAUACCAAAUUUAGUAUCUAAAAUGUAGUAAAAUUGGUAUUUACAGCGAAAUAUAUCUUCAGAGAUAGAUCUUAUUACAUAAGUAGUUGCUAUAUUCAUCGACUCCUGGAUUACUAGCAUUUGAGUAAUUUUUAGAAGAAAACAAUGUUUGGGAGUACUACAGUAUCAAAUAUUGUACCCAGCUCUUGGAAUCUUACAGAGUCAGUGAUAUUAACAAGUUUGUCAGUGUUAACUGGGACAUUCCUUCUUUAUAAGGUUCUAGGAUUGAUCAGUCAGGUUAGAAAACUGAAUGUGUACUUUAAAAAUGUUCCGGGACCAACAGGACGACAUUGGUUCUAUGGACACCUUCAUCUGUUCCCCAAAUUACCGUCAGAGAGAAUAAAGUUUAUACUUGGACUGGGAUCAAAGUUCCGCCGAUAUUUUUGCUUGUGGGUCGGCCCAGCCAGAGUGACUGUCAUCGUUAAUCAUCCAACCACAGUAAAGGCGGUUAUGAAAACAUCUGAACCCAAACCGACAAGUUUCGGCGGUAUGUACCGAUUUGGAUUGCCUUGGCUCGGGAGAGGACUGCUGAUUGCCGACGGAGCAAGAUGGGCUCGAUCCCGGCGGCUGUUGACGCCGGCAUUCCAUUUUGAUAUUCUGAAACCAUAUGUAGAUAUUUACAACGAAGCCGCCGAGAAGCUUAUGGACAAUUUGGAUAAGUACGCGGAAGGAAAUGAAGACUUUGAGGUGUUUACAAACAUCAGUCGCUGCACGCUCGAUGUGAUACUACGCUGCGCAUUUUCCUACGAAACCGAUUGCCAGAAGCCAGGGUCUGCACAUCCAUAUCUUACUGCUGUAAAUGAACUGUCAGAGAUAUGGUGGAAGAGGGAAAAGCGCCUCAUGUUGUACCCGGAUUUCAUUUUUUAUUUAACACCUAUUGGUCGCCGCUUCAAGAAGUACUGCGAUUAUGUGCAUGGUGUAGCAGAAGAGGUGAUCAAAGAACGGAAAAAAGCAUUGGAAAGAUCUAUAAAACCUGCAGAAGGCAAAUAUUUAGAUUUUCUUGACAUACUUCUCACAGCGACGGACGAGGAGGGAAAUGGAAUGUCUUUGCUGGACAUCAGAAAUGAAGUGGACACUUUUAUGUUUGAAGGUCAUGACACUACUGCGAGUUCUAUCUCCUGGACUCUGUAUGCUCUUGCGAAACAUCCGGAAUACCAGAAGAAAGCACAAAAGGAAAUUGAUGAGAUUUUUAGCUCUAAAGAUACUGAAGAAAUAGAAUGGAAGGAUCUUAACAAGCUAGAAUACCUGACGAUGUGCUUGAAAGAAAGCCUGCGAAACUACAGCCCAGUUCCAUUUAUACAACGGGAGUUUACGCACGAUUUCGAAGUAGAGGGCCGCAAAUUUCCGGCGGGAACUCCGGUGACUGUGCACAUAUACGGUGUACAUCAUAAUCGAGAUGUGUGGGAGGAUCCGAUGAGUUACAAACCCGAGAGAUUCUCGAAAGAAAACGUUGCAAAAAUGGACUCCUACCAGUUUGUGCCUUUUUCAGCCGGACCAAGAAAUUGUAUCGGUCAACAUUUUGCCCUGAAUGAAGAAAAGGUGAUCCUGGCACGACUACUUCGACGGUUUUCGUUCCAUCUUGAUCCAUACCACGUGGUACAGAUGAAGAUCGCGGCAACUUUACGAACAGAAACUGGAAUCAUGAUGUACUGUACAAAACGAUUUUAGCCUGAUGAUCGGAUGUAAAAUACAAUAUGGACCGGUCCCUGCUUUACAGUCGAGCUAUCUGUUUUGAACUGCAGUUUGAUUCAAUAAGUCAUGUACAGGAGUUUUUGUAAUAAGCGUCUCUUAGGGGAUUGUAUGAACAUUUUGAUUUUUGAAGAUCUUACAGCAGAAAUGCUAUUUUCAUGGGACCCUUUGUAGGCCCCUACAUUUUGGCCCAUGAAUAAUUUUCUCCAGCAUUAUAUAUAAAAAAUAUUCACAUAAGCAUAUUAUUCCUAUACAAACUAAGACUGUUUAAAGCUUUCAUAUGGAAAAUGAAAUAAAUGAAUCUUUUAUUUUUUUGGAUAUCUUAUCGCAAAUGUAAGAAACUUUAUGACGACUUAAUAAAAACAG
Molecule: messenger RNA, 2194 nt
Organism: Mercenaria mercenaria
Lineage: Eukaryota; Metazoa; Mollusca; Bivalvia; Venerida; Veneridae
Product: ultra-long-chain fatty acid omega-hydroxylase-like
Exons: 11
Coding region: 245-1807 (520 amino acids)
Molecular function (GO): iron ion binding; heme binding; oxidoreductase activity, acting on paired donors, with incorporation or reduction of molecular oxygen
Source: RefSeq, a predicted model, not a curated record